Chanos chanos (milkfish) is the source of this 2593-nucleotide messenger RNA. RefSeq names its product protein inhibitor of activated STAT, 2 (gene pias2). Gene Ontology annotation, cellular component: chromatin. The coding region runs from base 15 to 1925 and encodes 636 amino acids. The record is from RefSeq and is a predicted model, not a curated record. Lineage: Eukaryota; Metazoa; Chordata; Actinopteri; Gonorynchiformes; Chanidae. Gene Ontology annotation, molecular function: transcription coregulator activity; SUMO ligase activity; zinc ion binding. The transcript has 14 exons. Gene Ontology annotation, biological process: regulation of transcription by RNA polymerase II; protein sumoylation.
AUCCCAGCCAGAAAAUGGCGGAUAUUGAGGAGCUACGGAAUAUGGUAUCAAGUUUCCGAGUGUCAGAGCUGCAGGUGCUACUGGGAUACGCUGGAAGGAAUAAGAGUGGUCGAAAGCAUGAGCUUCUCCUCCGAGCCUUGCACCUGUUAAAGACUGGCUGUAGCCCCGCCGUGGAGAUCAAAAUCAAGGAACUUUAUCGACGCAGAUAUCCAAGGACAUUUGACAGUCUUCCAGACUUGUCCGCUCUCAAGUCGAGCAUUAAGACGUACUUUCAGGUGGAGAGUGGUUCCCCGGUCCUGAAUUCGGACCUUGCUCUCGGCGUGAGUCAUUCAGUGCUGGAGCAGCAGCAGCACCUGGUGCCUUGUCACUCUCCCCCGUUUCACGACACCAAACCCAGGAUGAACAUGCAACCGCCGACGCCGCUGCUCCCGCCCGUUCACCCUGACGUCCAGAUGAAACCUCUGCCUUUUUACGAUGUGCUGGACGUUUUGAUCAAGCCGUCUAGUCUAGGAGCAAGCACAGUGCAGAGGUAUCACCAGGAGAAAUAUUUCAUCUUUGCUUUAACGCCACAGCAAGUCAGAGAAGUCUGCAUCUCACGGGACUUCCUCCCGGGCGGCAGGAGAGACUACAUGGUGCAGAUUCAGCUUCGGUUUUGCCUUUCAGAGACCAGUUGCCCACAAGAGGACAAUUAUCCCAACAGUCUGUGCAUUAAAGUCAACGGCAAGCUCUUCCCUCUCCCGGGUUAUGCCCCGCCCCCUAAGAAUGGCGUGGAACAGAAAAGACCAGGCAGGCCUCUAAACAUCACUUCAUUGGUCAGGUUAUCUUCAGCAGUGCCCAAUCAGAUUUCAGUAACAUGGGCUCCUGAGAUAGGGAAGACGUAUUCCAUGUCUGUGUACCUGGUGAGACAGCUCACGUCCCCCCUGUUACUCCAGAGACUAAGGAUGAAAGGCAUUAGAAACCCCGAUCACUCCAGAGCUCUCAUAAAAGAAAAGCUCACCGCAGACCCUGACAGUGAAAUCGCCACGACCAGUUUACGAGUCUCACUCAUGUGCCCACUGGGUAAGAUGCGUCUGACCGUGCCCUGUCGAGCCGUCACCUGUUCUCACCUGCAGUGUUUUGACGCUGCGCUGUACCUGCAGAUGAACGAGAAGAAACCCACCUGGAUCUGUCCCGUGUGCGACAAGAAAGCCACGUACGAGAGCCUCAUCAUCGACGGGCUGUUCAUGGAGAUUCUAAACGACUGCACUGACGUGGACGAGAUAAAGUUCCAGGAGGACGGGACGUGGUGUCCGAUGAGACCAAAGAAAGAGACGCUCAAGGUGUCGUCCCAGGGCCUCCCAAAAAUCGAGUGUAAGUCACUCACGUGCACAUCUCUUACCCCAGCGUGUACGUCACUCACACGCACAUCUCUUAGCCCAGCCAGCACGAGAAAGGCUGACGUGAUCGACCUGACGCUGGAGAGUUCGUCUGACGAAGAGCAGGAGGAAGAGGCCGCCCCCCCGCUGAAGAAACGCUGCGUCUACAUGUCUAAAGCCGAGGACAUGCACAGCAAGGGGGUGCUGACGUAUCAGCCGCCUACGGUGCGUGUGCCAAACGUCCAGUCGUUGGACACUCCGUAUCUGACCUCUCCCCUGACAGAAUAUGCAGUACCUUUCCACCCCUCCACCCUUUCGGCGAUGCCCCCAGACAUACCGGGUUUGGACCUGUUCUCGUUAAUCCAAGGAGACCCACAGGUAUGUCAUUACCGAGCUCCCAUGUUUCUGGACAACCUGUCCAGCAGCCUGCAGGGCACCAGCACAAGUGGCAGCCUGGUCACGUCCUCCGCCCAGUAUGAGACCAGCUCGCGCACCACAGGCUCCACCCACGAGGCCACCGUCAUCACGGGAGGAAGCUCCACCCUCUCUGACAUCAUCUCCUUAGACUGAGUCACCAGGGAUACCGUUACACAGCUGCCAAUCAAAGCGACGUGACUCGCGGUCCGCCUCGUCUCUCGGGAAACUGUGUUUUUAUGUUUUGACGUCUAACAGUGACUUUGACCCAUUGCCUUCUGAUUUGAUGAACUGCACAAAUGAGUUCAGUGACUGGACAGACCGAACAGAAAGGACCUCACUGAUUGGAUGGACAGAGAGUGGUUGGUCCUGGUGGUCGUGCGUGUGGUAUUUGUGUCGGUGGAUCUCUAGCUGUGGAUGCAGCCACUCCUCAGGCAGCACUGGUUUUGUAGUACUGACCGCUUUUCCGCAGUGCAGUUUUUCUUACGAUCCCUUAGCCCUCUGUUUUAGCCAUAGCAAUAACAGGCGGGAUCCACGGAGACACAGCUGGCUGUUCUGAAUGAUGUGUGUUCCUCCACAGGCGCCUGAUUUGGCGUCGCGCACAGGACCAGGUGUGAAGAGUGUGUCGGUACUGUGGCCCACAGCCAGAGGCUGCCAGAAAGGUUUAUUACACCAACCAUUUUUUAACUCUUAUUAUUUUUGCUUUCUCCAGACUGUUGGUUGUGCGCUGUGUAUUGUUGGACUGUUUUUGUUAUAUAAGAGCUAUGAGAAGUGUCUUUUAAUACGAGUUACUACAUUUUAAUGCAGUAAUUCUCUCUCGCUCU